This is a messenger RNA of Chrysemys picta bellii (western painted turtle), 4196 nucleotides long. The record is from RefSeq and is a predicted model, not a curated record. NCBI's taxonomy places the organism in Eukaryota, Metazoa, Chordata, Testudines, Emydidae.
AUGAUCAAAGGGAUGGAAUGCAUGACAUAUGAGCAAAAGCUGAAGGAAAUGGCAGAAAUUCCCAGUUACAUUGUUUCUUCUCAGACUGAGAAACACAGAAGGGCCAGAAACUGGACUGAUGCAGAAAUGAGAGGUUUAAUGCUGGUUUGGGAAGAAUUUUUUGAUGAACUGAAACAAACUAAAAGGAAUGCCAAAGUUUAUGAGAAAAUGGCUAACAAACUCUUUGAAAUGACUGGAGAAAUUCGCCACGGAGAGGAAAUAAAGAUAAAAAUUACAAAUAUGACAUUCCAGUACAGGAAAUUAAAAUGCAUGACUGAUAGUGAAACCGUCGCACCUGACUGGCCUUAUUACAAAACCAUUGAUAGAAUCCUGUCUAAAGUAACAGACCACAGUGAUGUGAAAAUGCAUGAAAGUCAGCAACCAGGCCCUUCUACAUCACAGACUGAGGCCUCGCAGUCUCCAUCAGCUAAGUCUACACCUCUGUACUUGCCAUAUAACCAGUUUACAUAUGAAGGAAGGGAAGAAUGUUUUGAAGAUGAACAUUCAGAGAGCUCAUCAAGCUUACUUUCUUAUAAGUUGAGGUGGAAUUUUUUAUUUUCCUUUCUCAUAUUUCAUACAUUAGACUAGUUCUAUUAUGUAAUUGGAAAACUCUAGAAUGUUUACAUUAAUCACUCUUGCCAUUGCUUUUCUUAAGUCACAAGUGAGAUGAGUUUGCUGGUCUUUACCUAAACAGCUAGACUAAGGGUUUCGUUUUUGUCUAUGGGGUACGUAAGCACCACAAAAUGCCAUGCAAUAUUGUCAACAUUUAGCAUGGGUCCCUCUGCUUAUGAGAGGCAUAGCAUUUCUACCAAAGUAGGAGUGGCCCAGACUAGUACUGCAGUGCAUAUGUAUAACAAUGUAGGAAUUAUUACAUGUUUCUUAGCUUCAUUUUGCCUUGCUCUAGCCACUGCUAUUACCUUCAAUAUGAGUAUGAAAUUUCAAUAGGGUCAACUAUUAUUAAAAUGUGUGUGUGUGAGAGAGCGCGUGCAUGCUUUAAAAAUGCAAAUCAAGUAUUUGUUCAGACUUGAUGAAAUUAUCAGUUAUGCUUCAGUUUUCCAACAAACAUCUUUUAAAGUGCAUUGCAGCCACUUUUAAAUAUAAUUAAAUAAUAUGAGGAAUGCAAACAUGCUUUUCCGUUGUUAACAUUUGAAUCCCCUGGACAGCAUGAUUUCAGCCUAAAGCAGUGUUGUAGACACGACUCACAUUUCAGACUUCACUGCUCUCAGUUUUCAUCCUAAAAAUGUGGUGGAAAUAAGAACUGAUUGCAGUCUUCUGUCUGUCAGAAGAAAAUAUUAAGUUCAUUGUAGAGAUCCUUAUCGUGAGUCUGUGCAAUACAAAGAUUUUAUGGAUAACAGUAAAAUUACAAAUCAAUCACGCAAUCAUGAAACUGUUGAACUAGAAUCAAAACCACACAAACUAGUCUGGAUUAAUGGGCUUUCAGGCCUACGUUUGAGUAGUUUGAGAGCUGAGGGAGUAGAGCUGAGACUACUUCUUUCAAUGAGUUUAGCUGUCCCCAAGCAGCUGAUGAUUUUAAAUGUAUUUCCUGUUUGCAAGUAUUUACAGAGUAAUGUCUGUGAAUAGCUCUUGGUCUGUAGCCAUAUAUCAAUUCACAAAUCAUUCUUGUACAAUUAGCAGUUCAUUGUAAGUAUUUGAUGUCUGAUAUUCUUGACUGGAUCAGCAUAACUCCUGGAAUCAUGUUUCUUUUGCAAACUCAAAAUUUGAUUUCUGCAAAUAUUCUUUAAUAUAAAAUUCAUUGUGUCUGCAAACACAUCUACCUGUAAAUGCAAUCACUAGAAUAUUUGCUAACACAAACAAGGUAUUUUAAAAAAAUGUUUAAGGUAUUCAUCCAUCUCGCUUGAGGAAAAACUGCAGGAUGUUUGCACCUUAGACUGCCAGCAGCUAAAAGUGAUACUUGUGAUAGGUAUUACAGCCUUUUGUAUCUGGGCAUAGAAUGACCCUCAUUUUGUAUUAGAAGUAUUUCUGGGUGGGUUAUAAAAGCAUAAUGUAAAAGAUGCAGCUGUGUGAAAGGGAGUCAUGAAAGAAAUGGUUACUUAUUGAAACUAUGGUUCUUUGAGAUAUGAUGCCAACAUGUAUUCCACUUAGGUAUGUGCUUGCCCAGCACAUUGGAGCAGGAUAAAUUUGCCUAGCAGUACCCACAGAGGGGCGGCACUUGCAUCUUGUGGCCAUAACUCCUCCUUUGGCUAUGUGAUGUAGUGCCGCCAUGCCCCUCCCUCAGUUCCUUCUCACCAAACGCCCGGACACAAGACUUCGAUGCAGAGGGGAUGGAGGGUGGGUCGUGGAAUACAUAUUGGAUUCAAAGAACACGUUACAGUAAGUAACGGUUGUUUCUUCUUCAAGUAGAUGCAGACGUGUAUACCACUUAGGUGACUCACAAGAAGUAUCCCUCGCCCGGAAAUAGCGCUCGUAGUCUACCUAAAUAAGGACUGUGGGGCUAUGGAAGAUGUGGUUAUGGCGUAAUUGUUUUUGAAUGUAUGUAUCAAUGACCACACAGCAGCCCUGCAAAUGUCAAAAAUAUGGAAAUGUCACUAAGGCAUGCUAUGGAUGUUCCUUGCGCCCUCGUAGAAUGAACUCACAUCUGCUGAGGGAGCAUAGCCGAGGCUAUUUCAUAUGCAUUUUUGAUGCAGGAUGUUAUCCAUUUGGAGAUCAUCUGCAAAGAGACCACAUGACCCUUCAUGCGAUCUGCACAUGACACAAACAAAUGAGGUAAAGCAUAAAAUGGUCUAGUCCUGUCCAGAUAAAAGAUGUCCAUCACUGGACAUCUAAGGUAUGGAGAUGCUGCUCCUCCAGAGAUGAGUGCGGCUUAGAAGAGAACACAGGUAAAUAUACCAUGUGGUUCAAAUGAAAUUGAGAGACCACUUAAGACAAAAAUUGUGAGUGGAUCAUAGUCACCUUGUCUUUGGAAAAUUGUGUAUAAGGAGGCUCUGCUAUAAGAGCCUGCAGCUCUCACACUCUCCUUGCAGAGGUUAUCGCUUCCAGGAAUGCAGUUUUCUGACACAAAACAGAAAGGGACAAGCCACCAGGGGCACGAGCAGAGAUCCCAAUAAGGAUGCUAGGACUGCGUUAAGGUUCCCACAGAGUAACUGGCUCUCAGACUGGGUGGAUGUAGACAAAGGAGCCCUUUUAAGAAUCUUGUUACCAUGGCAUUGGAGAAGACUGAUUUUUUCCCCCUGAAUGGGGGGAUGAAAUGCCAGUAUCGCUGCCAGAUGCACUUUUAAUGAACUAAACACAAGCAGGUACUCCAAAAUGUCCUAGAUAGAGGCCAGUAUUGGUUGGCUUCGGUUGGCUUAAUGACCACACAGAAAAUCAUUUCCAUUUAGCUGGAUAGGCCAUCCUAGUGGAUGCUUUUCUACUGUUAAGGAGGACCUGUUGGACAGCUGCCAAACACUGCUCUUCCUUCUCAUUCAGCCAUACAGCAGACACACUGUGAGAUUCAGGGAGCUGAGUGCAGGAUGCAAGGUGUGUGUUUGGUUCUGAGUGAGUAAGUUGGGAUGGGGAGGAAGCUAUAUGAGAGGCUGAAUAGAGUGCGAAAAGGUCGGACAACCAGCACUGUCUUGGCCAUGCUGGGGCGAUGAGAAUGAGCAUUGUCUGAUCUGCCUUGAGCUUGAGGAUGACCUGAGGUAUGAUCAGGAUUGGGGGAAAGGCAUACAAGACAGCCAACUGCCAGAUGAGGUGGAAAGCAUCAGACAGGGAGCUUGUACUUGAGGCCCUCUUAAGAGCAGAACAGAUGACGUUUCCUGUUGUCCCUUGUAGCAAACAGGUUGAUCAUUGGGAUGCCCCAAGCAGUGAAGAUGACCCAAAGGUAAUUUGUCUUCAGGGACCAUUCGUGACUCAGGGAAAAAUACCUAUUGAGAUGGUCUGCGAGAUAAUUCUGAACCCCAGGCAAGUGAAUGGCUAUCAGAGCAAUGCAUCCGACGAAGUGGGCAUUCACCCACGAAAGCUUAUGCUCCAAUACAUCUGUUAGUCUUAAAGGUGCCACAGGACUCUCUGUUGCUUUUUACAGAUCCAGACUAACACGGCUACCCCUCUGAUACUUAUCAGAGCAAUAUUCUCCUUGAUGCAGAACUGCCACAGCAUGAUCGCCUCUAGGCAUAGCAACCCAGAGUGUGCUCCCCUUUGUUUGUUUGUUCACAUAUUAC